Centropristis striata (black sea bass) is the source of this 803-nucleotide messenger RNA. It is a transcript of the gene mrpl49, whose product is annotated as mitochondrial ribosomal protein L49. Lineage: Eukaryota; Metazoa; Chordata; Actinopteri; Perciformes; Serranidae. Gene Ontology annotation, cellular component: ribosome; mitochondrial large ribosomal subunit. Gene Ontology annotation, molecular function: structural constituent of ribosome. The coding region runs from base 53 to 580 and encodes 175 amino acids. Gene Ontology annotation, biological process: translation. The record is from RefSeq and is a predicted model, not a curated record. The transcript has 2 exons.
UUUUUUUUUAACAGGAAGUUGUUUCCUUGCGGGUCUUCUGCUGCUGCACAACAUGGCGACCUGCUUCACCCUCCGGUCCGCCGUGCUCCGCAGGGCCCUGCAGGGAGCUCUCAGCCUGCACCGCCGCUCAGCGACACCUCCGGUCGGGCUCAGGUUGGUGUGUAGCGCUCCUCCACCAGAGAAACCGGCCGUGGUAUCUGAAUCUACGGGGGAGUACGCCUUCGUAGAGCGCCUCAUCCCGCCGUCCCGGGUCCCCGCUCCGCCGGAGCACGCCGGUCCCACCCCGUCCGGCUGGACCCCUCCGGCAGCUUCCCCGCCGUCUCUGCCCUACAUGAUCCGCCGCUCCCGCAUGCACAACAUACCGGUCUACUCCGAUCUGACCCACGGCAGCCGCAAAACCACGCUCAUCCGGAAAGUGGAGGGGGACAUCUGGGCUCUGGAGCAGGACGUGAAGCAGUUUCUGAAGAAGCGGACGGGCAAAGAGCUGCCCACCCAGGUCAACGAGGUCACCAUGACCUUAACGGUCAAAGGUCACUUCCACGAGGAGCUGAAAGAAUGGCUGACCAGCAAAGGUUUCUGACAUCCUCAUCGGUCCAGGACCAGCCGGAUCUCUGUGGGACCUGUUGGCAUGUCCACACCUUCACACAUUGUCCUCCAGCCUGUUUCCAUCCAUUGGAGGAGCGCUUCGGACUACUGCCACUCUGUGUAACUUUUUGCAGACACCAUAGAUAUGUUAAAGUUAUGGGAUCAGACCGUGUACAUAAGUGUAUGAAAUGAUUGUUAUAUUAAAUAUAAAUACAUCA